Arabidopsis lyrata subsp. lyrata is the source of this 2245-nucleotide messenger RNA. Its product is annotated as translation factor GUF1 homolog, chloroplastic. Bases 40 to 2088 code for a protein of 682 amino acids. The transcript has 22 exons. Gene Ontology annotation, molecular function: GTP binding; GTPase activity; ribosome binding. The record is from RefSeq and is a predicted model, not a curated record. Gene Ontology annotation, biological process: positive regulation of translation. Lineage: Eukaryota; Viridiplantae; Streptophyta; Magnoliopsida; Brassicales; Brassicaceae.
CUCUCAAAACAGUAGAGGUCUAGAGACUUACACAGUGCCAUGGCCAUGGCUUCUGCUAUGGACUUAUUUCCUCCAACGUUCUUCUUAUCCGGAACUUCUACAUCUUCUUCUUCCCCUGCUCUCCGUCGUCUCUCCUCCAUUUCCGUCUCCGGAUUCCGCCGUCACUCUUAUCGGAAGUUACAGAUACUUUGCCAGGCCACAGCUGGAACUGAGCCUCAGAGUGGUCUCUCUGUCUCUGGCUCCAAAUUAGCCGCCCGUUCUGGUCAAGACCGUCUUUUGAAGGUUCCGAUUUCGAACAUCAGGAAUUUUAGUAUUAUAGCUCAUAUUGAUCAUGGGAAAUCUACGUUAGCGGAUAAGUUGCUUCAGGUGACUGGUACUGUUCAGAACAGAGAUAUGAAGGAGCAGUUUCUUGAUAACAUGGAUUUAGAGAGAGAACGAGGCAUCACUAUCAAGCUUCAGGCAGCUCGAAUGCGUUAUGUUUAUGAAGAUACACCAUAUUGCCUCAACUUGAUAGAUACUCCAGGUCAUGUUGAUUUCUCUUACGAGGUUUCCCGAUCUCUUGCUGCUUGCGAGGGUGCUCUUCUUGUUGUCGAUGCAUCCCAGGGUGUGGAAGCACAAACAUUGGCUAAUGUGUAUUUGGCCUUGGAAAACAACCUCGAAAUUAUUCCUGUUUUGAAUAAGAUUGACCUUCCAGGCGCUGAGCCAGAGAAAGUUCUCAGGGAGAUUGAGGAGGUUAUUGGGUUAGAUUGUAGCAAAGCGAUAUUCUGCUCGGCAAAGGAGGGAAUUGGUAUUACCGAGAUUUUGGAUGCAAUUGUUCAAAGGAUACCUGCACCUCUCGAUACUGCAGGAAAUCCCUUAAGAGCUUUAAUUUUUGACAGUUAUUAUGAUCCAUAUCGUGGUGUCAUUGUAUACUUUCGAGUUAUUGAUGGGAAAGUGAAGAAAGGCGACAGAAUUUUUUUCAUGGCAAGCGGAAAGGAUUAUUUUGCGGAUGAAGUUGGAGUUCUAUCUCCAAAUCAAAUUCAAGUGGAUGAAUUAUAUGCGGGUGAGGUAGGAUAUAUUGCGGCUUCUGUAAGAUCUGUUGCAGAUGCCAGGGUAGGAGAUACAAUAACACAUUAUAGCAGAAAGGCAGAAAGCUCUUUACCUGGUUACGAGGAAGCUACCCCUAUGGUGUUUUGUGGCCUAUUUCCAGUUGACGCUGACCAGUUUCCCGAUCUUCGCGAUGCAUUGGAAAAAUUGCAACUCAAUGAUGCUGCACUGAAGUUUGAGCCUGAAACUUCAAGUGCCAUGGGUUUUGGCUUUAGAUGCGGCUUUUUGGGUCUUCUACACAUGGAAAUUGUGCAGGAAAGGCUAGAGAGGGAGUACAACUUAAAUCUUAUUACCACAGCUCCAAGUGUUGUUUAUAGGGUGAACUCUGUAAAUGGUGAUACUACUUUGUGCUCAAAUCCAUCACGCCUUCCAGAUCCUGGGCAAAGGAAAUCGGUCGAGGAGCCAUAUGUUAAGAUUGAGCUGCUUACACCAAAAGACUAUAUCGGUGCGCUUAUGGAGCUCGCCCAAGAGAGGAGAGGGGAGUUCAAAGAAAUGAAAUAUAUAGCUGAGAACAGAGCUUCGAUCCUCUAUGAGUUACCUCUUGCAGAGAUGGUGGGAGAUUUCUUUGACCAAUUGAAGUCGAGAACCAAGGGAUAUGCUAGCAUGGAAUACUCAGUUAUUGGGUACAGGGAAAGCGAUCUGAUAAAACUCGAUAUUCUGAUUAAUGCUGAAAUGGUGGAACCUUUGUCAACCAUCGUACACAGAGACAAGGCAUAUUCUGUUGGGAGAGCUUUGACUCAAAAACUCAAAGAGCUUAUUCCACGACAAAUGUUUAAAGUGCCCAUCCAGGCUUGUAUAGGAUCCAAGGUGAUUGCUAGUGAAGCACUCUCAGCAAUCAGAAAAGAUGUUUUGGCAAAAUGUUAUGGUGGAGAUAUUUCUCGGAAGAAGAAGCUUCUUAAGAAACAGGCGGCAGGUAAGAAGAGAAUGAAAGCCAUAGGUAGAGUUGACGUCCCUCAAGAAGCUUUCAUGGCGGUCCUCAAACUUGAACGAGAAGUAUUGUGACAUCUUGUGGGUUUCUCCACUUUUAAGUCACUCAAAAUCAAUUAAAUAUAUUUCAUUUGAUCACUUUGUAAUUUUAUGCAAACUAAUUUCACAUAAUGCAAUGUUUAAAAGGAUUUCAUACAAAGAAAAACGCAUCAAAGUAUUGAUUAAAAUUUUU